Molecule: messenger RNA, 1306 nt
Organism: Labrus bergylta (ballan wrasse)
Lineage: Eukaryota; Metazoa; Chordata; Actinopteri; Labriformes; Labridae
Gene: mrpl38
Product: mitochondrial ribosomal protein L38
Cellular component (GO): mitochondrial large ribosomal subunit
Source: RefSeq, a predicted model, not a curated record
UCUCAAAAAAAAAAAAAAAAAAACUCAUUCCAAGAUGGCGCUGCGCACGGUCUGCGCUUCGGCAUUGCGUACUGGUGCAGAUUUAGGGGUCAACAAUGCGAGGACAAUUGCUACAACAGCAUUCCUCUGCAUUCGGAGGGCUCCUUUGGGUAAAAUGCCAAAUGAGGACGUUGAUGUUGAAAACCUGGAAUCAGUAGAGAAGUAUCGCAGCUACACUCGUUACCUCAGACAAGCUAAAGAAGCGGAUAACAAACCUGCCUGGUGGAAGACCUUCAGGAGCUACGUGGAAGCAGCUGAUCCUGAGCAUGGUGCUGAGCGAGUGGACAUUGGACUGUCAUACUAUCGACCCAGUAGGACCAAAGAAGUGAAGGAGAGGAAGCAGGUGGUGAAGCAAAACAAGAAGAACGUCGAGUUGGAGAGGGCCGCCCGUCUCUGCACUUUAAAGAUCCCUCUUGAGCGUGUGCAGGAGGCCUGGGAGAAAAGCAGCGGCCCGUUUCAAAUAAAGAGAGUAGCAGAUCACUACGGAGUCUUCAGGGAUCUCUUCCCCAUGUCCUGUUUCCUACCUCAAGUCCCACUCCGCGUCGGCUAUGGCCAGGACAAAAGUCGUCAAGUGUAUUAUGGUAAUCGGCUGACACCUACUGAGGCGGCGUCCGUCCCUCAGAUCAGCUUUGAUGCAGAGGAGGGCUCCAUGUGGACUCUUCUGCUCACUUGUCCAGAUGAGCAUCUUCUGGAUAAUGAGGCUGAAUACAUUCACUGGCUAGUAGGAAACAUACCUGGAGGAGCAGUGCAGGCCGGAGAGGAGCUGUGUCACUACCUGCCCCCCUUUCCUGCCAAAGGGACCGGCUUCCACCGCUACAUAUACGUCCUCUUCAAGCAGGAGGGACACAUCGACUUCCAGGAGGACGUCAGACCAUUGCCAUGCCACUCUCUGGUGGAUCGUACAUUCAAGACUGUGGAUUUCUACAGAAAACACCAGGACAACAUGACACCUGCAGGCCUGGCCUUUUUUCAGAGCCAGUGGGACGAAUCAGUCACCAACACCUUCCACGACACACUCGACAUGAGGGAGCCGGUGUUUGAGUUCAUCCGGCCUCCAGUGUACCACCCUCCACAGGUCAAGUACCCUCAUGGACAGCCGCUACGCUACCUGGACAGAUACAGAGGUGGAAAAGAGCACACCUUUGGAAUCUAUUGAUCAUGAAACACAUUCAAAGAGCUUCACAUCGGAAAUUGUGUUUGGUGUAUUUAUGUAAAAACCAAUAAAGCAUUUUUAGUACUCGCAUCAAUUGAUGCUGAAGGUUUGAAA